Scomber japonicus (chub mackerel) is the source of this 843-nucleotide messenger RNA. RefSeq names its product mediator complex subunit 28 (gene med28). Bases 7 to 549 code for a protein of 180 amino acids. The transcript has 4 exons. Gene Ontology annotation, cellular component: mediator complex. The record is from RefSeq and is a predicted model, not a curated record. Lineage: Eukaryota; Metazoa; Chordata; Actinopteri; Scombriformes; Scombridae.
GUGAAGAUGGCCUCCUCCAUGGGUGGGAUGUUUCCCGGUCAGCAGCCGCCAACUGCACAUCCCGUCGGUGGUCCCGGUGGACCGGGCCAGCCGGGUUUCCCCGGUACCGCGGCCAGGAGCCCGGGGAGCAACACGCUGGUGGAUGAACUGGAGGCUUCCUUCGAGGCAUGUUUUGCAUCUCUGGUAAGCCAAGACUACGUUAACGGGACCGACCAGGAAGAGAUUCGAACUGGUGUGGACCAGUGCAUACAAAAGUUCCUGGACGUUGCUCGACAGACAGAGUGCUUCUUCUUACAGAAAAGACUUCAGUUAUCUGUGCAGAAACCAGAACAGGUGGUAAAAGAGGAUGUGUCAGAGUUACGUAACGAGCUACAGAGGAAGGAAAUGCUGGUUCAGAAGCACUUAACCAAACUGCACCACUGGCAACAAGUGCUGGAGGAUGUGAGCAUUCAGCAACGCAAACCUACAGACCUACCUCCUCCUGGACCGCUGGCCUUUCUGGAGCAGGCCUCGGCCAGUUUGCCCCCCGCCCCUUUAAAACCAAAUUAACACAUUAAAGGUACAGUCACAUUAAUCUUCUGUUAAGCAGAGUGAUCACAAACUGGAAACAGUAUGUGGGAGAAGUGUAGUGGUUUGUAGUCAGUUAAUAUUUCAAGAUAUUAUAUUUCUACAUCGAACGCAGCUCAACUCUGACUUGCAAGUCUGCUGCAGCUGGCUGGAGAUCACACACGCUCAAAUUCAUCAGUCACACAGGCUUUAACUGAAGUGAUGGAGUGAAUAUUCACAGGAUGGAAGUUUAAUGUGACUUUACCUAAACACUAUGUCAUGAACUGGACAACAGUU